Zingiber officinale is the source of this 594-nucleotide messenger RNA. RefSeq names its product NADH dehydrogenase [ubiquinone] 1 beta subcomplex subunit 10-B-like. The record is from RefSeq and is a predicted model, not a curated record. Bases 46 to 351 code for a protein of 101 amino acids. Lineage: Eukaryota; Viridiplantae; Streptophyta; Magnoliopsida; Zingiberales; Zingiberaceae. The transcript is spliced from 3 exons.
CAAAGUGAAGAGGGGGAUAACGACGGUGAUUCGGAGGCGGAGGAGAUGGUGCGGAAGGCGAAGGUAGAGUUCGAUGAGACCCCUCCUGAAAUCGAUCUGAACAAUCCCUACGCGGAUCCGGUGGCGUUCCUCGAUUACAGGGAGCACCUGGUGCGGGAGAAGUGGAUCCAGAUCGAGACUGCUAAGAUCAUCCGGGACCGCCUCCUCUGGUGCUACCGCGUUGAAGGGAUCAACCACAAGCAGAAGUGCCGUCACCUCGUCGAAAAGUACCUUGAUUCCACUCGCGGAAUCGGCUGGGGCAAGGAUGCUCGCCCCCCUGAAUUCCACGGUCCAAAGAAAACUUCCGAGUAGGGCCGCUGUUCCUCUUCAAGGUUUACUCAGUCGGAGUAACAACAGACGACACUGGUUCAAUCUCUACUGCAUUUCUUCUUUGACUUGAGAUUUCGCCCAUAAUCUGCUUAAUACUCUGGAGAUGAAUUAUAAUAAUGGAUGACUUGUAGUUGAAUACUUUGGUUUAUGUCCUUGUAAAAGCAAAACUCGCUUGUUCAAGUUGCCUUGCAUCCAAAUAUUUCUGUGCUCUACAUUUCCUGGAAA